CCGAACACAACCAUCUCUUACCAUCUCCGGGUUCCAGAGACGGCAAAUGAAGCUCUUCCGGCGAUGCUGGGUGUCAUGGCUGCCGUUGUUCAUACUCCUUCCUACGUGCUUCCAAUGCGCGCAGUCGCAGCUGCUCGACCCGUCGCAAGCGGCGGUGCUGGAGGAGUGUCAGACGGAGUGGCAGGUGCGGUUCAAUGAGUGGACCAACGGCGGGGACUGUGGCAAGGCGGACGCCAUUCAGUGCGACGACCAAGGCAUGAUCACCAAGAUGUCGCCCCAAGGCUACGUGUUGCAGGGCUCCCUGCCCGCGUCCAUUGGCAACCUCGUCUCCCUCACUUACCUUGACUUCUACGGAGCAAGGCUGAACGGGACCAUACCUGACACUAUCGGCCAGCUCACCGCUCUCACACACCUCAUGCUGUGGUUCAACUAUCUAGACGGCACCAUACCCUACACCAUCAGCGCGCUCACCAACCUCAAAGAGCUAUGGCUGGGCAUGAACCAGCUCUCAGGGACCAUUCCAGAUGAAAUCAGCUCUCUCACUGCGCUCACCUGGCUUGACCUGGGCAACAACCAUUUCUCGGGCCCCAUUCCCCAUUCCUUGGGGCUGCUCUCCAACCUGCGGGAACUCAACAUGGGCAGCAACAGGUUGACUGGCAGCAUACCGCCCUCGCUGGGACACCUGUCAGCCCUCGAGAGCCUCAACCUGAUUCACAACCAGUUCUCAGGCUCCCUCCCUGCCACGCUAGGCCAGCUCUCCAGCCUCACCCGCCUCUGGUUUGACCGGGACCGGGUGCAGUGCGCGGCGAGGGGCCCGUGCGAGGUGACUCAGCUGCCUACCUCCCGCUACUGCGCCGCCUGCAGUGGCUUCUGCGCUGCAUGCUCCAACGACUCAGGCGUUGCAACCUACUCCUCCCCUACCUCUGCCACCAAAGUGGCAUUGGCAAACCUCUCUCCACCGGCUUAUCUUCUACCCUGUGUCCUGCUUCUGCUGCUCCUGUUCUAAAGCCAUAUCACGGGCCAAUGAAUGGACCCUUUUCUCCUUUUUCUCUAUGGUACCGUACUCCUGUGCAUCUUGAGGGAAAGGGUUCUUCUCUCAGUCCUUGGCACUGCGGUGCUUUAUGGGUGGAGCCUGAUGAGGGGUAGUCGGAUUAGAGGCAGUAGUGAAUCAAUUGCCUCGGGUAGGAGGAUCUUGUUCAUGAUACCGCGUGAAUCCAUACUAUGCAUGCAUUGUUGAAGGAUAGACGUGAUAAUGGUUGCUUCUAC
Messenger RNA from Closterium sp. NIES-67, 1266 nucleotides. The record is from the annotation of a GenBank genome assembly. Lineage: Eukaryota; Viridiplantae; Streptophyta; Zygnematophyceae; Desmidiales; Closteriaceae.